This is a messenger RNA of Pyricularia grisea, 1888 nucleotides long. RefSeq lists its product as uncharacterized. The record is from RefSeq and is a predicted model, not a curated record. The coding region runs from base 1 to 1590 and encodes 529 amino acids. The transcript is spliced from 4 exons. Lineage: Eukaryota; Fungi; Ascomycota; Sordariomycetes; Magnaporthales; Pyriculariaceae. Gene Ontology annotation, molecular function: oxidoreductase activity, acting on paired donors, with incorporation or reduction of molecular oxygen; iron ion binding; heme binding.
AUGGAUAUCAUGGAUGCUAGGGUCGAAACAUCCGCGAAAGCCCCCUUGGUCAGCGGACUAGUUGGCUUUAUUUUCAGUCACUGGGCAAUCAUCAUACCCGCCGCCCUUUUCAUCCGUGCCCUGUACCGAAGAUAUGCCUCCCCGCUGAGAAAAUACCCAGGGCCUUUCCUGGCGUCCGUCUCACGCCUCUGGAAGGUCAUAUCGACGGCGUCUUCCCAAACGCAGUUUGAUCACAUCGAGCUGCACGAAAAGUACGGGUCCAUCGUGCGGAUCGCCCCAGAUGAGGUUUCUCUCGCUUCUCCCGAGGCGGCCAGGCUACUGCUCAGUGCCGGGAAGGGCUUCACCAAGACGGAUUUCUACUCUGUAUUCCCGCCGCCAGAGAACCCAGAUGUAUUCACCGAAGUCAGAGAGGACGUGCACGCACGCUUAAAAAAGGUCGCCAACGUACCAUACUCCAUGGCGGCCAUGCAGCAGCUGAGUCCCUUCAUCGACGACAGCAUCCAGGCCCUGGCGCACAAGCUCGACAGCAUCGCGGACGCGCCGACAGACGACCGGGAUGGCCCGCGCAUGGACCUAGGCAUGUGGCUGCACUGGUUCGCCUUUGACGUCCUGGGCGAGGUGGCUUUCAGCCGGAGCUUCGGGUUCCUCGCAGAGGGAAAGGACGUGGACGGCGCCAUUGAGACCAUCGACAAGUCGCAGCGCUACAACGGAAUCGUCGGCCAGGUACCGUUCCUCGACCACCUGCUCCGCCGCAAUCCGUUUUGGAAGUUCAUCCCCAGCUUCAACACCGCCAACGCCUUGAUCACAAAGAUUGCUAUGAGCGAGCUAGUUCGCCGGAAGCCGUAUGACAAGGAGAGCGAGGGCAAGUGGAGGGGCGGAGAUGGGCGGCAAGAUCUCCUGGCUAGUUUGAUCAAGGGUCAUUUGAAAGACCCAGAGCGCUUCUCAGAGGGUGACAUCUUUGCUGUUGCCCACGGAGCCAUCUUUGCCGGGUCCGACUCGACGGCGUCAACGAUGCAGUCCUUUUUCUGGCACUGCCUCUCUGAUCCACGUGUCCGUGAGGUGCUCCUUGACGAGAUAGACAGCGCCGUCGCCGCCGGUCGCAUCCCACCAUCCGGCAACAUCGGCUGGAAUGAAGCCCAGACGCUGUCGUAUUUCCAGGCCUGCCUCAAGGAGACGAUGCGAAUGCGGCCGGCAGUCGGUCUCAACAUCACCAGGCAUGUUCCUCCCGAGGGGGCCGAACUCGAUGGGCAUUUCUUCCGCGGCGGCACCAGGGUCGCAGUCAACGGCUGGGUGCUGCACCGAGACAAAGGCGUCUUUGGAGAUGAUGCAAAGGAGUUUAGACCCGAGAGGUGGCUGGAAGAUGCCGAGAACGCAAAGAGGAUGGACAGAUAUAUGUUUCAGUUUGGUGGUGGUGCACACCUCUGCAUCGGCAGGAACCUGGCGCUUCUGGAGAUGAACAAAGUAGUACCCAUGUUGCUACGGGAUUACAACUUGCAUCUAGUCAACCCUGGCAGGCCGCUGAAGGCGACGGCGAGCUUCUUUGUGGUGCAAAGUGGGCUUCAUGUAUACAUCUCGAGGAAAAAGAAGUGAUUUUGUCACUUUUCAAAAACCUCUAGAAUUGUGGUGCUGUUGAGUUAGACUUGAAUACAUCCAUACAUCCAUAGGUACUAGGUUGGCAACUGCCACAGCAGCCCGGUUAGCUCGGGGUGCACGAUAGGCGGAUUCAGUAGGUACCUAAGUAGGGGUGAGUGGGUAAAAAUAGAAAGGCAAUAUUCGAUGAAUGACGCCAUGGUGAGCUUCCUUAGCUUCGUACACAUGCGUACCUACUUAGGCAAGCACUCUACCUUAGCUACCACUUGGCGCGCCAAUAUGGUCUUGUCAAAUUUAC